AUGAGGGUUCCGACCGUCUGGCUGAUCCUGCUCGCGCGGGCCGCUACUGUACUCGGCACCAACGCACAGUAUUAUCACGAGACGCAUGGAGGUGAAAGAAAUGCUCGUGGUCACAAGGAUCAUGCCCUUGGCCCGAAAGCGGACGUUGUCCACGAACCGAGCCAGCCGGUGGUUGAGCAGCCAGGUGCUCAUCAUGUCGAGCUCGCCCUCGCGGAGUUGCGUAAGAUCCCUCGGCCGUCCUACCAGCGAAAACGCCGGCCAGCCAGCGUCAUAGGAUCCGCGCUUCGGUACAUUUCCAAAGUCAUGCCGACCGGCCCCGGCGGCGCUCCGUCCUCGAGCAAGUCUUCCAAGAUCAGCGGCCCUCUUCUGAACGCGGUGCAGCUUCUGGACAUGGCAGCUUACGUGAACAACUCCGACGCCCUCUCCCUCCUGGCCGAGUUGAAUUUCUUCGCCAACUUCAACCACCCGCGCAACCUCGAGGCGGCCUUCAAAUACUACCAACAACUGGCCACCAUCCACGGCAACACGACGGCGCAGUACAUGCUGGGCCUGUAUCAUUCCACCGGCAUCGGCGGUGUUGUUCCCCGGAACCAGGCCUUGGCGCUCGUCUACUACACCUUUGCGGCCGUCCGAGGCAACACCAAGGCCGAGAUGGCAACCGCUUUCCGGCACCACAACGGCAUCGGAGCGAGCAAGAGCUGCGAAUCGGCCGUGAAAUACUACAAGCGAGUUGCCGACAAGGCCAUCCGCUGGUACCGAUCCGGACCUCCAGGAGGCAUGUCGUGGGUCCAUCAAGGGUGGCGCAUCGCCGACGACGACGGCGGCAUCUACGGCGAGGGCGCCAGCGCCUCGAGCUCCGGCAUCAACUCUCGAAAGACGGUCCCCCACUCGGACGCACAUGCCGCCAUCGGCGACGUCAUCGAGUACCUAGACCUCGUCUCGCAAAAGGGCGACUCGAAGGCGUCGUACAACCUCGGAAGGAUCUACUACGAAGGACAGCGGGGUCUCGAUAAGGAUUUCGACCUGGCGAGGAAGUAUUUUUUCCUCGUCGCGUCGAGAUUCUGGAAAAAGGACAACCGCAUUGCCGAGACGUACACGAAGGAGGUCGAGAAGAUGGCGGCCAAGGCGGCCGGCUACAUCGGCCGCAUGUACCUGAGAGGCGACGGCAUGGUCCAGAACUUUGAACGUGCCAAGAUCUGGUUCGAGCGUGGCAUCUCGCGCGGCGAUGCGCAGUCGCAGUACGGCCGUGGCCUGAUGCUGCUGAGCGGCUACGGCGGCAAGGGCAACGUCAAGCUCGCCAUGGAAUACUUUGCCGCCGCCGCGAACCAGGACUACGCGCCCGCCCAGGUGCAGAUGGGCAAGCUCUACCUGGAUCAGGGCGAGGCGGAGGACGUGCGAAUCGCCAACAACCAGUUCGAGCUUGCCGCGAGGCACGGCAACAUCGAGGCGAACUACUACCUGGCCGAGAUGGUCCACCACGGCGUCGGCAGGGAAAAGCUCUGCGGCGUGGCGCUGAGCUACUACAAGACCGUUGCCGAGAAGGCGGAGCCGUUGGUGUCGUCCUGGGCCGACGCCAACGAUGCGUACGAGUCGGAGGAUCACGAGCUCGCCCUACUCCAGUACCUGAUGGCCGCCGAGCAGGGUUACGAGAGGGCGCAGACCAACGUCGCCUUCAUGCUCGACACGGCACAAUCCAAGCUGCCGUCCAUCCUGAAGUGGUUUCGCAAGGGCAAGAGCAGUCUCAUGGACAAUCCCGGGCUCGCGCUCAUCUACUGGACUCGGUCGUCGAGGCAGUCGAAUAUCGAUUCCAUGGUCAAGAUGGGAGACUACUACUACUACGGCAUCGGCGCCGGGCGGGAUGUCGGCAAGGCGGUCCAGUGCUACACCGGAGCGUCCGACUUUUCGCAGAGCGCCCAGGCUCUCUUCAAUCUCGGGUGGAUGCACGAGAACGGCAUCGGACUGACGCAGGACUUUCACCUCGCCAAGCGCUAUUACGACCACGCGCUCGAGGUGAACGAGGAAGCGUACCUCCCGGUGACGCUGAGCUUGCUGAAGCUUCGGAUUCGGAGCGCUUGGAACACGAUCACGCACGGCCCUGUCCAUUCGAUUCAAGACGAGCCACGAACAAGCAAAGACUGGUCCUUGGCAGAGUGGAUCGCCAACUUCCUCGACAACGACAACCUAUACUACGAUGACGAGGAGUACCAGGAGAAAUCAUUCGACUCGACCAUCGGCGACGGCGAGGAAGGUUUCGACGACGACGGCGGCUUGCUCGAGAGCUUUCUCAUCAUCGGCAUCACCAUGGCCCUCGUAUUUCUUCUCUGGUGGCGGCAGAGGAUGCAGCAAGCCCAGGCCCAGGCCGAGGAAGGCCGGAGAUGGAACCAGGGGCAACCGCAUCCGGCUCAGGGCAACCGGGGGGACGGAGGAGCGGACUUUCGAGCGUGGGCGGCGGGAGGUCUGGGGCUGUAA
Messenger RNA from Drechmeria coniospora, 2469 nucleotides. RefSeq names its product ubiquitin-protein ligase. The record is from RefSeq and is a predicted model, not a curated record. Gene Ontology annotation, biological process: ERAD pathway. NCBI's taxonomy places the organism in Eukaryota, Fungi, Ascomycota, Sordariomycetes, Hypocreales, Ophiocordycipitaceae. The transcript is spliced from 4 exons. Gene Ontology annotation, molecular function: protein binding. Gene Ontology annotation, cellular component: endoplasmic reticulum membrane. The coding region runs from base 1 to 2469 and encodes 822 amino acids.